AUGGAAAAUGGUGGUAAAAACAGCAGUAGUAGCAGAAGCAAGGAGAGAAUCCAGAUGUCACCUCGGGACAUUUCUCUCACAAAGGAUCUCUUUCCUCCCUCUCCAGAAGAGAAGAGGAGACACAAGAAGAGCUGCCUGGUGCAGAGCCCCAGUUCCUACUUCAUGGGUGUGAAAUGCCCAGGAUGCUAUAAAAUCACCACUGCCUGUAGCCACGCACAAAGGGCAGUCUUCCGUGUUAGCAGCUCCACCGUCCUCUGCCAGCCUACAGGAGGAAAAGCGAGGCUUCCAGAAGGUUGCGGCUUCAGAGGGAAGCAGCACUAA
Molecule: messenger RNA, 321 nt
Organism: Hipposideros armiger (great roundleaf bat)
Lineage: Eukaryota; Metazoa; Chordata; Mammalia; Chiroptera; Hipposideridae
Product: 40S ribosomal protein S27-like
Exons: 2
Coding region: 1-321 (106 amino acids)
Biological process (GO): translation
Cellular component (GO): ribosome
Molecular function (GO): structural constituent of ribosome
Source: RefSeq, a predicted model, not a curated record